CGGCGACAACAGCCGCACGGAGCAACACUCUUUGGCCGCGUCGCGUUCUGUGCGGAUCGCAGAUUCUGUGCGUUUAUUGAUUAUUCGUUUGUUCGCGCGCGCGCGUGUUUGUGUGUGUGCGUGUGUGUGCCUGUGCCAUCAUGGCGCGCUACUUGAUGUUUGUGACAUUCGCCCUCAUCGCAGUGAUGAGUUUCGCAGACGCUUUAAAGCUCCCUCCGUACAUCAAGGCAUGCAAAAGAAACGACCCCAAGCUUAACGAGUGUGGGCUCAAGAACGGCAAGGAAGCAGUCGCCAGAUUCGUCAACGGUGAUAGAAAAUACAAGAUCCCUAACCUGAACCCACUUACGUUGUACAACUUCGGCGUCGACAGCGGGAGCAGCUCAGUGGGCAUUAAACUGACCUUCAAGGAGGCCCAAAUCCACGGUCUGGGUGAUGUUGACAUAAGGUCAACUAAAUUUGACCUAGAAAAGAAGCACAUCGAGUUUGACCUCUUCUGGGACGUGUUCCACAUCCUGGGUGACUACGAGAUCUCUGGCAGGGUGCUGGUGCUGCCCAUCACCGGCAAGGGACCGGCCAACGUGACCGUCACGAACCUAGUUGUAACAUUCGGCUUCGAUUACGAACUAGUCCCCAAGAAGAAAGGCGGCAAGGAUCACGUAAGCCUGACUGAGAGCAAAGUCAAGUUCGAGGUCGGGCGCGCCUACUUUGACCUCAAGAACCUCUUCAAUGGAGACAGAUUAUUAGCGGACAACAUGAACCAGUUCCUCAACGAGAACUGGAAAGAGGUGACCAAGGAACUCGGGCCCUCCCUAGCAGACUCCAUUGGGCAGGUCAUCAGCCAAAUCAUCCAACAGAUCGUAGAUGCAGUGCCGUACGACAAUAUUUUCCCGUUAAACUAGAAUUAAAAAAAGAAAAAAAACAUACUUCACGCAUAUUGUGCUGGACCACGCGGACGCGGGUCUAAAAUGCGGGUGCUAGGCUGUGGCGUAUUUCGAGAGGUUGAGAACGGCUGUGAGAAGUUUAAACAAACUUGCACAGAAAUGUGCAUGACUCUCCUUGGAUGUCAAUAUUGUGUUGCCUCGGGUGACGUGCAUGACUGAGAAAGUGUAAUUGACGACGUAGAUAGUGGUUAAACUAUUCUGUUUUGUUAUGAAGCGGGCCACUGCUCUUACUUUAAAAAUCAGUACAAAAAUGUUGUUUUUCUCGAUAUGUGGAUUUAACUUUUCACUUCAAAAUCACCUCAAAUUUUUCAAAACAAAAAUGUGAAAAACGGAAAACUAUAGAAACUUUCGAAAAGUAUGGGACAUUUUUUACACUUUCGCUUUCUUUAUAAUGUAAGGAGAAGUAUUAUUUAUCUGUGAUGUUAUACUAAGAAAUUUCACAACCAGUACUAAAGGUGGAUUCAGAGUUCCCUAAAAGCAAGCGUGAUUCUCACGCAAAGCGUGAUUUUCACGCCCGGCGUGAUGAAAGUCGAUCCCUGAUUGGCUGCGAGAAGCUUACGAAGCGUGAAAAUCACGCCUGGCGUGAAAGUCACGCUUGUGUGUCGUGAACUCUGUAUCCACACUAAUAAUUGAAGUUCAAUGUUUCAAAACAUUAAAUGAAUCUUUUUGGAGUACAUAUUUAAGUUUGACUUGAUGUCAUUUGGCGAAAACUUUGCCUUCACUACUUUAAUUGUAAACAUUUUAAAUUUAAGUUAUUUAUAGUCUAACACGAUAGGCUUAAUUAUGGCGUGGAAUAAUAAACUUUUACAAUGAAA
Molecule: messenger RNA, 1756 nt
Organism: Frankliniella occidentalis (western flower thrips)
Lineage: Eukaryota; Metazoa; Arthropoda; Insecta; Thysanoptera; Thripidae
Product: protein takeout
Exons: 5
Coding region: 141-899 (252 amino acids)
Source: RefSeq, a predicted model, not a curated record